This is a messenger RNA of Erpetoichthys calabaricus (reedfish), 2671 nucleotides long. It is a transcript of the gene rgs19, whose product is annotated as regulator of G protein signaling 19. The record is from RefSeq and is a predicted model, not a curated record. The transcript has 6 exons. Lineage: Eukaryota; Metazoa; Chordata; Cladistia; Polypteriformes; Polypteridae. The coding region runs from base 487 to 1170 and encodes 227 amino acids.
CACACUCACACACGAAUACAGACAUUACUCGAACAGUUCGUCACGAUAAGUGCACGAUCUAGUAAUGGUGACACAACACAACUUGCAAGUUCUCUGUAAAUGCCCCUUUUGCGAAGGGUUAGGCGAAAAAGGGAGUUCCGAACGAAAAGAGCACGGUUACGGUACUGAGGAAGCCAUAGGCAGCGGGCAGCUUCAGUAAAGCAGCUACGGGGGACGCCUGCGCACUGCAGCCCUGCCAGCCUCCUGUCUCAGGGUGUCGAUACUGAAGCUGGAACACGAGAGCAAAUAUAUUAAUUUGUACAUAUAUAAUAACCAUCAUAAUAAUAAAGAAACGGAUGUGCUUCAGAAAACGAAACGGCUACAGCCCUCCUGAUCAUUUUAAUGCAAAAAUUGUGAUACUGGCUGGUUUGAAUGAAGAUACAGAUGGCAUCUCCAGACUAUAUAAACACUUUCUAGAAAUUUACCCUUUGAUGAUCUUAGGACAAGAUGGAAAAUGAUGGGAAAGGGAACUUUCAAUAUACAGGCCCUGUACCGGCAGAGAGACAGCCUCCGAUGUCGCAGAAUGAGACUUCCCCAAGCAGAGCACAACAGGCUGGCAACCACCGACCAAAUACAUGCUGCUUCUGCUGGUGUUGCUGCUGCAGCUGUUCAUGUCUCACUGUUAGGAAUGAAGAUGAGAACCGAACACGAAGGAAGUCAAAGUCGCAGGACACCAAACUGGAGACCAUACCAAACUGUGAAGCAUGCACCAAACCAACAACAGAGGAAGUGCGGCUAUGGGCACAAUCUUUUGACAAGUUAAUGAAGAAUCCUGCUGGAAGAAAUGUCUUCAGGGAAUUCUUAAGAACUGAGUACAGUGAGGAAAAUAUGCUGUUUUGGUUGGCAUGUGAAGACCUCAAAAAAGAAAUUAGCAAAUCUGUUAUUGAAGAGAAAGCAAGAAUGAUCUAUGAGGACUAUAUAUCUAUACUUUCACCUAAAGAGGUUAGUCUUGACUCCAGGGUACGUGAAGUAAUUAACAGGAAAAUGCAGGAUCCAACGCCUCACGCAUUUGAGGAUGCGCAGCUUCAAAUCUACACCCUAAUGCACAGAGACUCUUAUCCCAGGUUCCUGAACUCUAUGAUAUACAAAUCACUGAUUCAGAGCACCUCACGCUCAUCUUCAGAAUCAUAGGCCAAUUCAGUUCAACUGCACAACCACUGAAAGCAAAUCCAGAUGUUUUGGAUUAUUUUUGUUAAGCCCUUUUUAACUCACUAUGUCUGUUCUACAGACAUAACUGGAAGGUACAGGGUCAUCGUCAAAUGACAUUUAUUUUCUUCUUUUUUCACUUUUACGAGGCCAUUUACUAUGAAGACUACUACUACUGAUUUCAUGUUGCCAAAUGUAUAAUAGGAAGAGGGAAGGAGACUGCAAUAAUACACUGUGUGAACCAGCUUUGUGAGAAGACUGUCCUUGUGAAAAAAGAUACUUAUAAUUUCUGUCAAAAUACAAAAAAAUAAAAUAUUCAUUAUUUGUGUAAAGUGGGAGACACCAACGCCAAAUAGGGUUUUAAAAAUAUUAUACUGUUUUUACAGUAAAUUCUAGAGUACAGGAUUUAAAUGGUGUUUAAGCACCAGGGUAGGAGAAACACCUGAGGCAUUUGUGUCCUUGUGCACAUAAAACAUCAGUUUAAAGCCACCCAAAUGGGCACCAGUCGUGGCAUGUACUGGAAUCCAGCUUUUUAAAUUUUAUAUUACCCACCACAUCAAUAUAAUAAAAAAGUCAGAGUUCAGUAUACUCCUAACUACUUUAUCAUACUUAUCAAAGUCAGUGGUUUAAACAACUGGAUUUUUUUGAGUCUUUUUAUUGACUUCUGCUAACAGUAUGAUCUGCGCUCCCACUAAGUGAAUUACACAUUUUCCAAUAAAGUAAUUCAAAUAAAGGCUUGUGCUGUAUUUUAUAACCUCCUCUGAGCCUUCUUUCAUCUGUAGUACAAACUAAGGUGGAGGGCUUCUAGGUGCCAAACCUGUAGUUUAUAGAUCUUGUUGAGGACAAAAACAUUCUUCAGGAUUACUUAAUCCUGUGACUGAAAGAAAGCCAGUGAUUGUCUGUACGGUAAUCUCAUGCUCCGGAAAUGCAGAGAAAAUGUAUUCUGCCCAUUACUCUUGAUGUACUAACAUUAACUGGUAUACAUUUAAGCAGUUCAGUGAGUUUUGCUUCUAAUGAAAGGUACAGAUCCUUUUGCUUCCUUGCUGCAAGGAUUUAAUUGAUAACUUCACAGAAACCUUUGGAUAGUCACUCUUUCACUUCUUAGAGAGAGAGACACUGGCUGUCAAAUCACUGUCUGAGAAUCACGUAUUUUAGGGCUUUAAUAGCAACCAUAUCCAAAUGAAGAAGCAAACAUAAAAUCUGUUUUGACUUGCAUAAUGGAGCAGAAUAAAAACUGUAAUAAAUUAAUCAAUCAAUUAGUCAGAAAACCUCGGAGACUAACUUACUGUAUCUAGCAUUUCCGGAACUUGAUGGAUACCUUACUUAUUUGUAACUUUUUUUGUGUAUUUUUGCAAGUGUUUGACCCCAGCAUAUGUAAAUAUUGCUGAGGUUUUAUGGUAUUUUUAUUUAUAAAAUGCAGAUGUGCAUUUUAGUAAUACUGUUUAUCAUUUUAUUUAUAAUCAGCAAUUUACUAUUUGUUUUUAAA